AUGGCGUGGCCCUGCAUCAGCCGGCUGUGCUGCCUGGCCCGGCGCUGGAACCAGCUGGACCGCUCGGACGUAGCGGUGCCGCUGACUCUGCACGGCUACUCGGACCCCGGGAGCGAGAGGCCGGGCGCCGACUGCACCGCCUCGCGCGGGAGCCCGGCUGUCGCCGGCGCGCCGGAGCCCAGCCGCGCCGUGCCGCUCACCCAGUACCAGCGCGACUUCGGCGUGCGGACCGCGCGCGCGGGGACCCGGGAUGCGGCGCCGGAGCGCGUGCCCGGGCCGGGCGGCCGCAGGGGCCAGUCUUCGGCGCCCCCCGCCCGGCAGGUCUACGUGCUGCCCGUCGGGGACGCGGACGCAGCUGCGGUAGCGACCACGUCUUAUAGGCAGGAAUUCCAAGCGUGGACUGGAGUGAAGCCCUCAAGAUCCACAAAGGCAAGAUCUGCCAGAGUCAUCACAACUCACAGCUCUGGGUGGGAUCCCAGCCCUGGGGCCGGCUUCCAGGUUCCAGAGGUGAGGAAAUUCACACCCAAUCCCUCAGCCAUCUUUCAGACAUCAGCUCCCCGGACUCUCAAUGUGUGACCAGUGGAGACCAGUGGAGAUCGUGGCUGCUGGGAACGCUGAUGGACACCUCCAGACCUCCCCGAAGGGGGCCUGGCUUGGUCCUUUGCUGACUGGAGCAGCAUGGCUGUCAGCCCCGGCUGUGGUGUGGAGUGGAGGCAGGCGAGCGGACCACCACCAGCCACACUCAGCCUCUCCCACCCUCCUCCUCAACGGGGAAGGAGACUUGAACUUUUAAAUUGCCAUUUGGCACCCUUCAAUUUUUACAUCUGAGGAUCAAUCCAGCUGUGACCUGAACUGCUCCAUACUGAGACAUCUAUCAAGUCCUGGACAGACCAGCUACCCACUUUGGAUGGUUUCCCCAGAUGCAUGUUAAUUCUAUUCGAUAGCCUGUGGUAGGCCCAGACAGUUUUCUCAUCUCUUUCUGCAGUGGCCCACAUACUUACAUCAAGAAAUCUUAUCCAGGCAGUGGUGGGCACAUACCUUUAACCCCAGUGGGUGCAGAGGCAGGCAGAUCUCUGUGAUCUUGAGGACAGCAUGGUCUAGAGUUAGUUCCAUGACAGCCAGGGCUACACAGAGAAAACCUGUCUCAACACACACACACACACUCA
Molecule: messenger RNA, 1166 nt
Organism: Peromyscus eremicus (cactus mouse)
Lineage: Eukaryota; Metazoa; Chordata; Mammalia; Rodentia; Cricetidae
Gene: Map6d1
Product: MAP6 domain containing 1
Exons: 3
Coding region: 1-576 (191 amino acids)
Biological process (GO): cytoskeleton-dependent intracellular transport; regulation of microtubule cytoskeleton organization; microtubule cytoskeleton organization
Cellular component (GO): Golgi-associated vesicle; microtubule; cis-Golgi network
Molecular function (GO): calmodulin binding; microtubule binding
Source: RefSeq, a predicted model, not a curated record